This is a messenger RNA of Phymastichus coffea, 4178 nucleotides long. RefSeq lists its product as uncharacterized. Bases 211 to 3465 code for a protein of 1084 amino acids. The transcript is spliced from 4 exons. NCBI's taxonomy places the organism in Eukaryota, Metazoa, Arthropoda, Insecta, Hymenoptera, Eulophidae. The record is from RefSeq and is a predicted model, not a curated record.
AUAACGCAAACCCGUCGGAAGAAAAUUGAAAAAAGAAAAACAAAGUGCAAAAAUCGCGCGCGUAAAGUGUCAUUGACUCAUUUACACUUUAUUAUCAUUACCAAUUACAUUUGUCGAUAAAUACGUUCAGAAAGGCAUUGUUUAUGAAGUUGUACGACGGGUCCAUACUUGUUUUACGAAACAGCUGCGUAGUGAAAAAGUACCAGCAUAAUGACACGAAUUACAAGGAGUAGGCAAACUGCAGUAUCAAUUGUUGAAACUACAACUAAAAAGAAAACUACAGUAAAGCUUACUACUACUGGUACAGUAACAAAGAAAAUCGUUGGCAAAACAAGAUCCAAUGUUAAAAAAGCAUCCAAUCAAGAUGAAAAUACAGUGCCCUUUAGUCAAAUCAAUAAAACAUCCAAAUCUAAAGAUUCAAGAUCAAAAGGAUUAGUUGUAGGUACAAAGUUGCUUAAUAAUGAUGAAGAGCCACAUAGUAUAGUUUUAGGAUUGAAGUCUCCAGUUCUGCGUGACAGAACUAAUACAACUAAUACAACAAAUGAGCUUGCCAAAAUAGAUACUGUUUCAAAAUUACCAGAAAAAAUGCCAUCGGCUGGAAAUAUGACAUCAAAUGCCAAACGAACUACUAGAAAUGCAAAGAAACAAAGUACUUUAAAUAUAAAUAUUUUGCAAAGGUCUACAGAAAGCUACUCAAUGAAAACACUAAGAGCUCGAGCAAAAGAUCAUCAUAGAAACAAUUUCUCAAAUAAAGAUCUUUUACAUAAUAAUAAAGCAAUUGAAACAUCAUUAGAGGAAAAAGAUACUAAUAGAAAUUUGAAUACAAAUCAAGAACAGUCAUUAUCUGAUAAAGUUAAAUCUGAAACUGUUCGUACAAUGAAAAAAGCUAUGAAAAGAAAAAAUAUUUCUGUGGAAGAUAUAGAAAGGAUUUUAAAUGAGGAUGAUGGUAAGGAAAUAAGCGGUCAUGAAACAUCUGAUGAUGAAGAAAUCGAAUCUAUCCAUGAAAAAAAUUAUAAAAAAGAUGGGAAUAAAACUAAAAAGUUUUUCAAACACAAAGGUAUUGUUGAAGAAAUGAAAUCAACUAUUCAUACAAAGAAAAAUUUGGUUCAAAAUACCACAAGCAGAGCAACUAAGAAAGUAAAAAAUAAUGAUAGUACAUUUAGUCCCAAAGUGGUUAAUGGAAGGCAAUCUAUUAAACCAGAAAAUAGAAAAUUGCGCACAAGGGUAGCGAAAAAUUACUGUGAAACAUCAAGGCUUUCAAAUUCCAAAAAUGAAGCCAAGAAAGUUAUCGAUAAACCCAUUGAAAAUGAUCACAAAGGUGUACCUAUUUACAAAAAUAUCAAAUUAUCUGAAGAAGAACAUAAAAUAGAAACAGAUCAAGUUUAUGAAUUUGAAGCAUCUCAAGAUGAUGGUCAAAAAAGUAAAAAGAGGAAAAAGACAGUCAAAAGGCCAGCUGUCAAACGUGCAAAGAAAGUCACAAACUUGCCAAUUGGUUUGGCUCCACAAUUAAAAAGAAAAUCUGCUAAAAUUAUCGGCAAGAAUGUGCAAUUUAAAGUGGAAAAUUUAAAUCGAGUAAAUAUGAAUAUAGUUCCACGCGAGAAAAAUAUCAAUGAUGUGAUCAAUACAGAGACAGCUACAAUAUCUAACAAUGUAGAAACAAAUUAUGAGGUUCCUAAUGAGCCUUCGCAGAUUGGUAACAGUACAUUUCAAGAAGCUCCAACCAUCAAAAUAGUGUCAAAUGAAAAAUUAGAAAGCAAUAACAGAUACCAUUUAACUACUACCCCGGCAGCACUAAAAACAGCUGCUUCAGGAAUGAGAGUAUUUGAUCAUAAAAAUUACAAUAUUUCUCAGCCAAAUCAGUUGAAGAAAAUGGCAAAUCACUCACUAAUGAGGGAAUCCAUGUCUCCUAUAAAAAAGGUGAUAGAAGAGUUUGAUACUGGCAGUCCAUGGAGAGUACCACCUGUUGAAACUUUCACUCGAAUAAGGAGAGUGGUGCAAAGCACACCUCAGGUCAAGAGACAGGCUGUACUAUAUGAAAAGAAACCAUUAGACCAUAUUGAUAAGCUCAAUAAAAAAUCUUUUGGUUCAGAAGAAACAAUUCACUUAUCAUCUGCAGCUCUUAAUCAACUUAGUAAAGAGUUUAGUUUAGGAGAUAUGAGCACCAUUAAGCAGGAUGAACCAAGAAAAUUUGGAACAGUUAUUUCUAACUUGAGCUCAUCCAAAUCAUCAACAAAUAGAACUGGUUCAAGCAGUAAUUCUGUCACUCAGAAAUCCCCACCACAAGGUACAUCCCUGCAGUCUAUUAAACCAGCAAAUAAUCAACAGUCACCGGUUAAAGCAAUAUCACCUCCAGCUGCUGAUCCAAACUUGCCUGUAAAUUAUAAGAAACUGGACAUUGAGGAUCCAACUAUUAGUUUUGAUAACAAGGAGAAUAUCAGCCCAAAAUCAUCUCCAAAAAAAAAAAUCGUUGCACCAAGUCCUUUCAGAUUUGAAAAAAUACGGUCCUCCAAACGAUUGGCUGCAAUUGCUUCAAACUCAAUUUCACCUGAAAAGGUUUCCUCAACAAAAAUUUACGAACCAGAUGCAGAAGCUGGUCCGUCAUGGCUCGACAAACCAAAACCUACGUUUAUGAAACAAACGAAUCUCAACAAUUUCUUAAACCUGGUCGAUAUGCCAGGAAGCACAAAUAUUGCUACGCCACACGGUAUUUUCGACGACGUUUGCUCUACACCAGUUAGUGGAAAGAAACCAAGAAAGUUUAUUGAAGAAGCCAACAUUGAAAAUGCUUUUGGCUUUGAUGAUUUUGAUUGUGACGACGCAUCAAACGUUGAAAAUGUCUCAGCAGUUAAGAUCGCUACAGAAGCAGACGUGAAAAAAAGUGUGAAGGGAAAGCUGUUUCCAAAAGCAAGGGUAAAGUCUGCUGUACCAUCGAAAAUUUCUGGAAAUACUGCGAAAAAGACUUUUUUUAAAGCUGUUUUGAAAAAGAAGGCAAUUGAAAAGUUAUCGGAAUUUCAUCAGAAAGCAGAAGAAGACAGUGAUUCUUCUGGAAAAGAUAGUGAAAAUAAGAACGAUCAACUGGUGCCAUAUACAGAGUCAGAAAACGACAAAAAGAAAACCAUAUUAGAUGCUAUUACAUUUUCAGAUACUUUUGAUGUUCUUUCCGAAAACGGAGCAGAACUUGAAGCAAAAGUACCCGAAGAAAUACCUUUAUUUGUUGAUUUGGAGCCAGUGCAUUUUACAGAUCCUCCACGGAGAUCGUACAACAAAAGAAAGCGAAAUGUUUGUUUUGAUGUAGGCAGAUGCGAAUCUUCAGACGACGAAGAGCACGAAAAGAAAAAAGAAAAAAGAAAGAAGCCUAAGGAAUCUCAUCUCAAGAAAGAAGAGAAAAAGCGCAUGGAAGAAUGGGUUAAAAAUGUAAAUAAGACGUUUGACGAGAUUGAACAUUUCGAUUUAAUAGUUGAGUAAACUUAAAAAAGUAUAAUUAUUAAUCAAAAAAAGAGAAUGUGCGUAAAAAGUGAUAUAAUAUGUGAUCGCUUUUGAACUUUAUUAUUUUUAUAUCACUCCUUUGUAAAUAUUCCUUCAGUAUCGUGUUUAAUUUUUUAUAAGUUGGUUAAUUAAUAAAAUAGUUUUUAAUUUUUAGACCUUUUAAAAAGAACUAUUUUAGGUUUGUUGGAGGUUUUCUUUUCAUUAUUAGAAUUAAGAAAUACGUGAAAUUGUAUGAUUCGGUGAUUUUAAAUUUUUCCAAGUAAAUAUUUAUGAUAUACUUGUAGGUAAGUGUAUUCUAAGUGUAUAUAACUCAUUGCGAGUUAUAUAAGUUCCAUGAGAGCUCCAAUAAAUUAUAUAAUUAAGUAUUAAAAGUUACUGAAGAGUAGAAAGUUAUAAGAUAGUGUACUGUGCAAUUACCAUAGCACUAAUUAAUUUUAAUAUAUAGUUUUCAGACCUCGUGAAAAUUAUAUAUUGUUUGCGAUAGAGAUUCUAAUAUUGACUAAACAUCUGAAUGGAAAAGUCAGAUAACGCUCUAAUUGUUUUAAGCGUAUAUAUAGCUUUUCUACUUUUACACAUUUUUUAUUACUACUAUUAAAGUCAAGCAUGACUUCAUGUCGUACACAUAAAGCAACAAUAAAAGACUUUGUACGUAGGACUGGGCUUUUGAAUAAACAAAAAGAAAAAAAAAAACC